Messenger RNA from Mercenaria mercenaria, 813 nucleotides. RefSeq lists its product as uncharacterized. The record is from RefSeq and is a predicted model, not a curated record. Bases 267 to 752 code for a protein of 161 amino acids. The transcript has 3 exons. Lineage: Eukaryota; Metazoa; Mollusca; Bivalvia; Venerida; Veneridae.
GAGUGCCUGAAAAGUCGAAUGUAUGCAAAGAAACGUCAACAAGUCUUGAACAUAUUAAAGAAACAUCUGUCGACCAACCAGAACAUGUGAGUGAGAAGGAAACGAAAAAUGAAUCGGACAAUUCUAAGUGCACCGAUAAAAAGCAUAGAGAAUUAGAGGAAAGGUUAAUCCAGAGUUUUAGCACAAUCGAUCAACUAAACACUGACAUACAACGUUUGACAAACAGUAUAAAGGAAAAAGACAAUCAGAUUAAUUCGUUAGAAAAAAUGUUAUGCCCACCAAGUCAAAGAACAAGUCGAAGGAUUCAACAUAGAACAAUUUUACUGUACAGUAAACGUCAAGAUGAUUUGAUGAAAAUGGUCGAGAAAGAAUUAAAGCAUUGGUUGAACUUACGGAUUAGAAAUGUAAUCUUCACUUCAUGUGACAAUGUGAACAAUAGAGAACCGACAUCACCACUACUAGUUAUGUGUAUCAGCACUUCUAGGGUUGCUGCUGACGCAAUUAAUGCAGUAAAAGAAAUUACAGAGUUAGACAAUACAGCCCUAGUUGUUUUUCAUCACAAGGACGUCCAUGCUCUCUCAUUCAUACCAAGCCGUCGGGCUUUGUCGGAUUCGCCUUUUGCAGCUUUAAAUAAUAGAAUAUAUGACAUAGCUUUUCUUCAAGAAAAAGGCAUUUAUCACUGUAACUUUAACGAUAAAGCAAUAACAGAUAUUGCCACGUUCCUGAAGCAGAAGUUGGAGCAGUUUGGAUAAAUGUAGUCAUAUUCGUCAACUGAUGUUUUGAGAUGCCACAUCGAUUUAAAACUGUAAUGAA